Aspergillus homomorphus CBS 101889 is the source of this 735-nucleotide messenger RNA. RefSeq names its product aromatic compound dioxygenase. Gene Ontology annotation, molecular function: oxidoreductase activity, acting on single donors with incorporation of molecular oxygen, incorporation of two atoms of oxygen; iron ion binding. The transcript is spliced from 4 exons. The record is from RefSeq and is a predicted model, not a curated record. Bases 1 to 735 code for a protein of 244 amino acids. NCBI's taxonomy places the organism in Eukaryota, Fungi, Ascomycota, Eurotiomycetes, Eurotiales, Aspergillaceae.
AUGCGAGUACGAACCUCGACUGAUCAUUCAGGCACUCGAUACCUCAAAGCACGCGAUCUGGACUCUGUUCUGGCAACCGACCAUCAUUCCAACUUGACCAAUAUUGCUCCAUCCACGGAUCCCAGCAUCCUCUUUGCAUCCGGUGGUACCUGCAUCGUGCAGCCUGAGGUGACUCAAGGGCCAUACUAUAUCGCUAGCGAACUUAUCCGCCGCAAUGUCGUCGAGGACCAACAGGGCGUGCCUCUGUUCAUGGACAUUCAACUCAUUGACACCAACACUUACGAACCACUACCAAGCAUUUACACAGAUAUCUGGCAUUGUGACGCUAUGGGGGUCUACUCAGGAGUAGUCGCGGGUGGAAAUGGGAACGAAAAUGACGAGAGCAACCUCAACACAACUUUCCUGCGCGGUGUCCAGCCCAGCGGAAAAGACGGAGUCUUGUCACCCGCCCCGCCAAUGAAACCAAACAUCUUCUCAACGGAACCAUCGCGGGCAUGUAUGAUGGCCACUCCUCGCGCGUUGGUCAAGUCUUCUUCGAUCAGGAUUUGCCCUCCGAGGUUGAAAAGACGAAUCUCCUACGCUACCAACACCCAAGACUUUACAUUGAACAAAGACGACAUGAUUCUUGAAACCGAAGCCGAUACCACAGAUCCUUUCAUGGAAUACGUUCUCUUAGGAGACCGCAUCUCAGACGGCAAACGCGUUGACACCCUGUCUCCGUCGGAGGGUUACUGA